Iphiclides podalirius (scarce swallowtail) is the source of this 651-nucleotide messenger RNA. The record is from the annotation of a GenBank genome assembly. Lineage: Eukaryota; Metazoa; Arthropoda; Insecta; Lepidoptera; Papilionidae.
AUGAUGAAUUCUGUUCAGCAAACCGUAAAAUAUUUACGGUUGAUCAACAUAAAAAGUGCUCUUAGUACUUUAAAAGAAUGCAAGACGCUUCCACAGAACGUAUCUAAACAUAAUGCGGAUACCAUAUCAAAAUAUAAAACUAUUACAUUCAGUCCACGCAGCAUUGGUUUUGAAAUCAGGGACGAGCCGACAGUGAGCCGCAUAAAGCAGGACCCGUUGUCGUAUACGCCUAUAAUUAAUCCCCGAUCAAUAUUGCCAAUUAUCGAAUCGAAUUGGCGUAAUGACGAGAUUGGAUUGCCCCCUAUCAGGCAGGAGGAAAAACAUGCUGCAAGGCUGAUUGUUAUAAGGCGUAAGAAGAUGAAAAAGCAUCAACGCAAUAAGCUUUGGAAACGUAUGAGGCACCGCUGGGCUAGGGUAAGGAAGCGCAGACGUCAGAUUAAGGAGAAAAUAUUCCAGAAUGAAUUACUUGCCAUGGUGAGGGCAGCAAAUGAGUUCUCCGCUGAACAGUAUGUGGCCAGUAAGAUCGAGAGAGCCAACCACACACCACUGCCCACCCGCUGGAAACAUAAACGUCUGCCCGAGUUCAUCAUUCGCCAGUUGCUUGGGCUCGAUAAGAAAAUCAACUACAAGCACACCGAUGUCUACAAAGCA